AUGACCCAAGAUAGCUCUGAUUUUUUUAUCCUGUUUAAAGAAGUUCCAUGGAUGAUUGUCUUCAUCUGUGAAGCAGCGCUAAUUCUUACAGAAAAUGUCAUGACCAUUUUAAUCUUCUGGGGUAUGCGCAAGAGACUUAAGCGAACAAGUUACCUACUCAUCAAUCUUGCCGUAGCGGACUUUUUUGUGGGGAUCGGGCUUUCUAUGUUUAUUGGCACUGAUAUUGCAAGGACUUUAAAGAGAAAUAUUCCCGACAGUUUGGAGAUAACCCUGAUUAUAAUAGACCUCAGCGCGACACUGUCUUCCGUAACGUCGUUGGCCUUAAUUUCUUUGGAAAGAAUGUUCGCUAUUUUGUGGCCUUUCCGCCAUAGGCUUUUGAAGACACGGUACUUCUAUGUCUCCAUUGGUGUCGUUUGGCUUAUUUCAGUUUCAAAUGGUGUCUCAACGCUUUCUUCUCGCACAGGCUACAACAUUUUCACCGCUGGGUCAUUCAUCAUAGCCGUCACGGUCAUUUCUGCAGCCUAUUCUGCCAUUUGGAUGCAAUCAAAGCUACGCAGUCGCGUGCCGUCGAGCCGCGAGAAAUCCAGCAACAUGAGACAAAACAAAAGGCUUGCCAACACUCUUUUUGUUGUAACCGCCUUGUCGCUGAUGACUUGUUUACCAUAUGGCAUCACCAUUGCUUUAAACGACGACUUUCUCGAGAACUUGUAUUCUUUCAGAGUUCAAUUCACUUUAGUGGUGAUGUACGCCAAUUCGUUUCUGAAUCCAAUUGUGUAUUGCUUCAGAAUGCCAGCCUUUAAAGCUUCUCUGAAAAAAAUAUUUUGUCACUGCACUUGUCCAGGCUCGCGGAAUAGGUUUGCAAUCGAGAAAAGUUACCAAUCGUCCGGAAAUGCAGCCAGUUUGAAAUCUAUUAAGACUACAAUCGAAAUACUUUAG
Porites lobata is the source of this 936-nucleotide messenger RNA. The record is from the annotation of a GenBank genome assembly. Lineage: Eukaryota; Metazoa; Cnidaria; Anthozoa; Scleractinia; Poritidae.